This is a messenger RNA of Aspergillus versicolor CBS 583.65, 1542 nucleotides long. RefSeq lists its product as uncharacterized. The transcript has 6 exons. The record is from RefSeq and is a predicted model, not a curated record. Gene Ontology annotation, cellular component: membrane. Gene Ontology annotation, biological process: transmembrane transport; carbohydrate transport. Lineage: Eukaryota; Fungi; Ascomycota; Eurotiomycetes; Eurotiales; Aspergillaceae. The coding region runs from base 1 to 1542 and encodes 513 amino acids. Gene Ontology annotation, molecular function: carbohydrate:proton symporter activity.
AUGGGGCAGCCUAUGCUAAGCAUCGGUGGUGGCUCCCGGGGCAUCAUCGCCUGUUUUCUUAUAUCGAUGGGUACCAUCAGCUUUGGAUAUCCCUCGGUCAUUGUUGCAUCAACACUCGCAAAGACCCCCUUUCUGAAAUACAUGGGUCUAGGGGAUGAUAACGGAAUAUUUUCAGGCAAAGAAGGGAUGGCCGGAACCAUUACGGGCCUGUUCCAGGUUGGCGCUGUUAUAGGUAUUAUCUGUGGCUGUGAGAUCUCAGAUCGGUUUGGGCGCAGAAGUGCACUACUCUACUGCUCUAUUAUGUCAAUCAUUGGAGGAAUUGGCGUGACUGCUGCGCAGAACAUGGUCAUGCUGCUUGUGUUUCGCUUCUUCGCUGGUGCCGGUAGCUUUGCCUUCCUGGCGCUGACACCAGGAUACGUCUCUGAAUUGGCUGCACCCAACAUGCGAGGUUUCCUCGGCGGCCUUUGUGGUGUAUUUAUCGGACUUGGAUACUGCAGUGGCGGUUUCAUGGGACUCGCUUUCUACUAUGCUGAGAAUGAAGCCUUGCAAUGGCGUGGUCCUCUGGGCAUUGGAAUCCUCUGGCCUUUGAUCAUGCUGCUUGUCUGUCUAUUCGUCCCCGAGUCACCGCGGUACCUGUUGAUGAAGGGCCGAUCUGAUGAGGCAUGGGACGUCGUGUCCCGACUUCGUGGCAGUCACAGCGAUGAAGCACAAGCAUUCGCACUGGCCGAGUUCUCUCAGAUGAAGCAGCAGGCUGACUUUGACCGCACGCUGGACGGCUCAUGGAUGCAGCUGGUCAGAAAGCCGUCGUAUAGGAAGCGCCUGUUGCUGGCAUCUGGGAUUUCCUUUCUUGGCCAGAGCACAGCUGUCCUCGUGCUGAAUAACUACGGGCCAAUCUUCUAUGCGGCACUCGGCUUUGGAACCCGUAAUCAGCUUAUUCUUGCUGCUGGACGAGACGUCAUUGCCUUCCUCGGUAAUAUUGUCGGCGCUGCCGUCCUAGACAAUAUCGGCAGACGCCCCAUGCUGCUCACCGGGUUCACAGGCUGUCUCAUCACGCUCUGUAUUUUCGCGGCAGCGGUGGCCGAGUUCCAAAAGAACAAUGCCAUGGGAACUUUGGGCGUGGGGAUGACUGCGCUCUUCGUGUUCCUGCUGUUCUUUGCCUUGGGUGUCGACGCUCCAACAUAUGUCUUUAUGAGCGAGAUAUUCCCCAGCCACAUGCGAUCCAAAGGCAUGGCCGUUGCGAUUGCCAUAUAUGCGUUAUCGGCAAUAGUCUACCUCCAGGUUACUCCUCUGGCUGUUGCGAAUAUCGGAUGGAAAUACUUUCUGGUUUUCAUCAUCAUAAUGACCAUCGGAUUGGUAUGGAUGUAUUUCGAAAUAUUCGAGACAAAACUUAUUCCUCUUGAAGAGAUGGCGGAGAAGUUUGGUGAUACGGACGCGGUGGUUGUCCACCUGUCAGAUGCUAUGGCUGAGGCAGACUCGAAGAGAAACACCGUUGAACAUCGCGAGAGGGUUGAAGCAACGGAGACAGAUGAGGUUACAGCCUGA